Messenger RNA from Orcinus orca (killer whale), 879 nucleotides. RefSeq names its product phospholipase A and acyltransferase 3. Bases 219 to 707 code for a protein of 162 amino acids. The record is from RefSeq and is a predicted model, not a curated record. Gene Ontology annotation, molecular function: A2-type glycerophospholipase activity; glycerophospholipid phospholipase A1 activity. Lineage: Eukaryota; Metazoa; Chordata; Mammalia; Artiodactyla; Delphinidae. Gene Ontology annotation, biological process: N-acylphosphatidylethanolamine metabolic process. Gene Ontology annotation, cellular component: cytoplasm. The transcript has 5 exons.
GGCUCUAAUUAGUCAGUCUCACGGGGAGGGGCCAGUUGACCUCACGCUGGCCUGGACUCUGCGGCCAUUUAGCCGGUUCCCUUUUCAGUGGAGGCCGCGCUGCAUUCCAAGUCCUCGAGGUGGGGGGAGCGGUACUUCCCGGAACUUGAGGAAGGGCGUUUACUCAGCUGAUAAAGCCAACUCCAGCGUGAAAUUGAGGGCCUCCAUUACCGAAGGAGAUGCGCGCGCCCGUGCCAGAGCCCCAGCCCGGAGACCUGAUCGAGAUUUUCCGCCCUUUCUACAGACACUGGGCCAUCUACGUUGGUAAUGGAUAUGUGAUCCACCUGGCCCCACCAAGUGAAAUCGCAGGAGCUGGGAUGGCCAGUCUCAUGUCUGCGCUGACCGACAAGGCCAUAGUGAGGAAGGAUCGGCUGUGCGACGUGGCCGGGAGAGACCGGUACCAGGUCAACAAUAAGCACGAUGACAAGUACUCGCCGUUGCCUCCCAACAAGAUUGUCCAGCAGGCAGAGGAGCUGGUGGGCCAGGAAGUUCUCUACAAGCUGACCAGCGAGAACUGCGAGCACUUUGUCAACGAGCUGCGCUACGGGAUCCCCCGCAGUGACCAGGUCAGAGAUGCCAUCAUGGUAGCUGGCAUCGCAGGAGUGGGCCUGGCAGCCAUGGGCCUCAUUGGAAUCAUGUUCUCAAGAAACAAGAAACAAAAGCAAUGACUUGAAGGGACUCUCUUGUCAGCAGUGAAUUUAUGCAUUAAGGGGGCCUUCUUUGCUAGAGGGUUUGAGGUUUGGUUUGUGGAUUUAUUCUGUUUUACAAUAAGGCUUAUUUUUCACAGAAUAAAAUAAAGCCCAAUGAAGGAGGAUUUUAUUGGGGGAAGUGCAGCAAGAA